Messenger RNA from Haemonchus placei, 243 nucleotides. Lineage: Eukaryota; Metazoa; Nematoda; Chromadorea; Rhabditida; Trichostrongylidae. The record is from the annotation of a GenBank genome assembly.
AUGAUUAUAAUCGAGGAGUUCUCGCCAACAGCUGUAAAGAUAAUGCUGAUUUUCUUGUACACCGGUUCAGUAUGUCCACAGGAAUUGGAGCUAGAGGAUGCGUCUGACGUCAUGCAAUUAGCAGAAAAAUAUAACAUCCCGGCACUGAAAACCAUGUGUGAGCAGGAUCUCAUAUCGAGGUACUUGAUAACCUCUUGCUUUUGUCAAUUAGCUGGAUCAAAGAAAAGGAGGGCAACGAUCUAA